Molecule: messenger RNA, 994 nt
Organism: Loa loa (African eye worm)
Lineage: Eukaryota; Metazoa; Nematoda; Chromadorea; Rhabditida; Onchocercidae
Exons: 4
Coding region: 49-465 (138 amino acids)
Source: RefSeq, a predicted model, not a curated record
UUUUAGGAAGUAAUACGUGGGAGCGCAUGUAAAGUUUCAGUGGGUUUAAUGGAUGUGAAUCUGAAUCUCGAUGUUAUCACUGAAGCAUGGCGGAGCGUGAGAAUGAGAACUUCAUUUGAUGGUGAAUGCAUGAAUGUUGAUCCAAAAUCAAUGAAGGAGCUGUUUUGUAUAUUAGAAGAAUUGAAUCGACUGACAAGAAGUGAUGAUCCGAAUUCCUUGCUAAAAUCAAGCAAUUUUUCUGAUUUGAAUAAACAACAUAUGUUACGUUUAUGGCAAGCAAAAGCGGAUGGCGAUAUGAAAUGGGGUAUCGAUGUCGUGGUAGCUAAUUCGAACAUUCGGAAAAGCUUGCAUCCAAAGGUUUGGUUGGUUGUUGAUGGACAGGAAAUUGAAAUGAAUGUGGAGGUUUUUGCUAAAUUAAGAUUUGAGGUUUCGCGAGCACUGAACCGAAUUGAUUACUACACAUAAGUUAAGUGAAAUAUCUUCUUAUUUUUCAAUAUGUAUUCGGUUGGAGAAUGCGCGGGUAGAGGUAAAUAGUUAAAUAGAAUUAAAUGAUACGAAGUUUUUCUUAUCCUUUAAAUUUAAUUGAUACAAUGAGUCAUGGACGUGAAGAUUUGCUUAUGAUUGUAUCACGGAAAAAAAAUACAUCAUAUGUAUUUUCCAAAACUUGUUACACGUCCAAAACUUUUACAUUCAAAAACUUUCAAUACAAUCCGUUUGUUCUGCCUUAUAAUGAUUUCUUGAUUAUCUCAACUGUUCUGACGAUACCGAAUCGAACUCAAUACUCUAAUUCCAAAAGGAUUUGUAUUAUGACCAUUUUUUGUGCUAUUACAUGUGCAGGAACAGAUCGUUUUUGCGGCUGUUUGUGUUGUUAGACAGUGCAUGAAGCGUAGAAGGUUUUUUGCUAUGCAUCCAUAUCCGUGUAAUUCGUUGAAGCAUGGAUUCAAACAAAUUUUAUAUUUAUUCCUGGAAUAAACUUAAUUCUAGCAAACAGCUG